AGGACCGCCAUUUGCACGCGCCAUCUGGCACUCGCUGCUCGCGGUUAAGUAUCACGUAUAUCGUGAGUUCAGAGUUUCCUCUCGUAGAAGACGAGAUUACUAUCGUUGGCGUUGUAUCGAGGUUGACCGAGGUGCAACGGAUCUCGUGAGCAUUGUUGCGGUAUGUGUACAAAGGAAAAAGCAAUUGUAUGCUACAAAUUACAGAAUGGACAGCUAUAAUACUGUAAUUGGCACUAGAUUCUUCAAUGAUUAAGUAUCAUCUCAGGUAUAAGUGAAGACAUGUAUCUUGAGCAAAGAAGUAGAAAAUAUUGGAUACCGAGGUAAAUGUUGCCACAUGUUACAGAACAAGUACAAGCGAUUCUAAAGAACAAGAAGAAAAAGAACAAGAUGUCGAAUCCUGAGACCAGCAAGCGCGAUCACAAUUACAGUGAAUCGAAACCUGAACAUGCCAACAAUGGUACCAGUAAUGCUGCUAAGGUAUCCAAAACAGGAUCUGUCGUAGGUCAAAUUCGAGAUAUCGACGAGCUGAAAAAGAUUGCACCACGCGUCCGUCUACCAGAUACCGAGAGCUUGAACGAGUUAACAAGGAUUUCAUCCCUGAGUAACAAGUCGCAGAAGAGCGAUGCAUCCGUUCUGGAAAGAACGCGGCAAGAACUGAGAAAAUACUGUCGCACCUGUGCUGGCUUAAAAUUGCCCUUGGUGGAUAUAUUUAGUGAGAAGGGCAUCAAAUUGCGAUUGAGUCAGCAAAUUAAGCAUCUCGAAGUGAAUCCUUACGAUAGUCUCUCCACACAGAUGUGCAUGGAUUGUAUCUGCGACCUUAGAAUGAGUUAUAAAUUUUUUAUGCAGAUAAAAAAAGCUGAGGUAAAACUCAAAUCUAUCCAUGUUAAUCUCACGACUGAUAAUGCCACGAAGAUGGUAACGUUGACCGACAAGCCAAUUUUAACAACAAAUGAGAAAAAGCAUCCAUCUUAUUCAGAAACAAAGCAGGAAUUCCAAUUAUUCCCCCCAAUCCAACAAAAUCUAUCUUUAUCGUCUACGAAGCAUGAAAACCAAACGACUGAAGAUCAAGCAAACGACUCUGUCCCCAAAAUCUGUGCUAUCUUUUCCUUGAAAAACGAAUCAAAGGUGAAUUCUGAAAAGGAGAAGGAGAAGAGGAAGAAAGAAGAAGAAGAAGAAGAAGGGGAGGAAGUGGAGGAGGAAGAGGAGGAGGAACAAGUGAUACAGAUAGGAGGAGGGAUAUUCGAGGAAGUGGCAGAGGGAGAGGAUGAAGAAUCUAUCGAGGAAUUUGAUCCCGAAGAUCCUGCGCUGUUGGAAGAAGACGAUGAAAAAGAAGAAGUACCGUCAAGAUCACCCGCAACCGUCUACAAGUAUGAUAUGGCGGCAAAAUCUUACGUGAAGGUGGAAGGAAGUGAGGAGGGAGUUUCCAUGAAAUCUGAACUCUCUCAGACUUCAGAGGGCGAAGGAGAAAAUCCAAGAGAGGGAAUGAGGCAGCCAAACAUUUUGAAAAGAAAACUGGUAAUGCCAACGAUAACGACGAAGAACGAAGGAGAGGAUGAUGUACAAAACGUAGUAAAGGAGCACAAGGUGCAAAAGUUGGAUACAAACAAUCUCUUGAAUAAUCCUCCCGAAGAGGAUGGAAUUAUGUACGUAACUGUGAAAGGAUCCAAGCCUAAUGAGAUUCUUCUGGUAAAGGUCAAGAAAAUGGACAAACCCGUGGAAGCCAAGCGUGCGAUAACUUCCACUGAUUUCAAGCCUGUUGAACGUUUUCUCAAACGUUACGAAACGCUUACAUCGAAGGAUUUCUCAUCUCGACGUUCCGAUGCUCGCGAGCAAAUAAUUGAGGAACAAAUCGAAGAAUAUAAAAAGAAGCGAGAAAAAGUGCUUGGUCAGAAGCGAGAAAAAGAUCUUGGAGGUCAGUCGGUAAUAACGUUCACCGUGAAUGAAAUGCAAAAGGAAGUAAAAGUAGAAGACAUUUCUGCCAAGGUAAACUUGAGUGCCGACUCGAAGGCAGAAGAAGAAACGACAGUUUUGAAGGAAGAGGAUGAAGAGAGAGAAGUGGAGAAGAAGGAAGAGAAGAUGAAAGAAGAGGAUGAAAGAAUUGACGAAGGUGAAGAAAAAGUCAAUGAUAACACGGAGGAAUAUCUCUCAAAGUUAUCAAGAUUAAAACUAAAGUCGGAAGAGACGAAGCGGAAAAGGGAAAGUUUGCAGAAGAAACCGGACGAAUCAUACAACGACGAGAAUUUGGAGAAAUUAGUAAAAGUUUUGGGGGAAAAGGAAAAGAUGCAGGAAUUUCAAGAAUACUUGAAGCAGCGUAAAAUCGUUCUUACUCGUCUCAAGGACGAGGACAUAAUCUCUCUCUACGAAGAUCGUUUCUCCACCACUUUAAAAUCGCUCCCUAAAUUGUUGCCAGACCUUAUCGACACUCAACCUCCUAUCGAUCCUCUUUCCGAAGAGCGCUAUUUGGAAUGCGAUUACUGUACCGAAACUUUCUCCAACCGCGAUGUCCUCGAGGAACAUCUCAAGUCCCACGACUACCGUAUCCUUCAUUGUUGCGACGACUGCGGAGAAGAAUUUCAAACCAAUAAGGCGAAAAGAAAUCAUAACGUAAUUUGCGAGAGAAAAUUGAUUUGCAAAUAUUGCGACAUAAUUCUGGAUUCGAGAGGAAAAAAACGUCAACACGAGCAGAAACACGUCGAUGCCCUUUACGGUCAACUUUGCGACAUUUGUGGAGAAAGAUUCAAACACCAAGGAACUCUGGAUCAACAUUUGAAAACGCAACACACAAGUUUAGAGAAGAUUUAUCAGUGUCCAAAGUGUCCAAAAAAAUUUGCUUUCAAACAAAAAUUGAGUUUUCAUUUAAAAUCUGUUCAUACGACUCUAAGAGCAUAUCUUUGCGAGGAUUGUGGUGCGGAUUUUAAAAAUCCUGCAAGCUUGAGACAUCAUAGAAUUAGAAAGCAUCAACCGGUUGGAAAUAAAAGGGAAUGUCAAGUUUGCAGGAAAUUGGUACCAUUUUACAGUUUAUCGAAACACAUGCACACGCAUAAAGCUUACAGUAUCCAGUGUCCACAUUGCGACAAAAUGUUCAAAAACAGCUCGACCUUGAAGCAACACGUGAAAAUUCACGAGGAUCAAAGGCAAUAUCGUUGCGAUACCUGUGGCGUUGGAUUUAAUCGAAGGGAUGGUUUGAGGUUGCAUAUGAGGGUGCACGAGAAAACUGGUAGUAGAGGCUUGAAAGAAUGUUCCUGUCAAGUUUGCGGGGAAAAGUUUCCGAAUCAUUCGACUUUGGUGAUUCACAGAAACAGAGAGCACAAGGAUGGAAGGCAGUAUACGUGUCACAUUUGUAACAGAUCAAUGAUUUCGACGAGAUCGCUCGAGUGGCACAUGUCGCAUAUUCACAACGAAUUGAUGCCAGGUGUUACUCGGGACGAAAAAAAGCGUGUUUCCUGCUAUCAUUGCAACAAGACUUUCAAAACGGAACUGAUUCUUCGUACGCAUAUAAAAAAUACACACAUGGAGAAGGAUCCGUUAAAGUGCACCGACUGCGAGGCUAUCUUCACAUCCGAAGUACGUCUGCGUCAUCACAUGAUGGUUGUGCACAAUCGUCUCGAGGGUACUUUGGCAUGCCCUCACUGUCCGAAACGAUUCGUUAAUCAAUUACGGCUAAAGACUCACAUGAUCUCUCAUUCCGAGGAAAGGCCGUAUACCUGCGAGAUUUGUGGUUUCAACCUCAAGACGAAGAUCCAGUUGCUUAAGCAUCAUCAAAACCGACACAGCGACGAGAGACCUUUACAGUGCAGAUAUUGUCCUUGGCGAUGUAAGCAAGUGAGUGCCCUCGUUUGCCAUGAGCGUACGCAUACCAAUGAACGUCCAUAUUCGUGUAGUGUGUGCCGGCAACGCUUCAAAUAUCUCGGCGACAAAAACAAGCACGAACGUCGUCACGAGAGUCUCGGUGGUUCAGGCUUCAAACGUAUCGUGCCUGGGAGAAAUGUCAAAUCAAAGCGCCAAACCGGGGAUACCUCCGGAUCUGAGCACGAGCAGAAGGAUUCGACGAGUCGACAGGACAUGCAACUUAUCGAAGAACAAUACGAGGAACAGCAGGAAGGUCAAUACGAUGAGAAAUUUUCAGAAGAACAGAUAGUUAAAUUCGAACAGGUCAAGUUUGAAGCUCAAGAGGAAUACGGAGAAGUGUACGAACAGGAGUAUGAAGAAAGUUCGAGAGAAGCAUCGGAAGCCACCGAGGUAAUUAUGAACAUGGAGGAUUCCAACGUGUACACGGAGGAGGUUACGGCCGAUAAUAUCGAGUCUGGUGCGGAAAUCAUAACGGAUGAAAUAAUGACGAAUGACAUUUUGCAAUCCGGCGCUACUGUCAUGCAGUUGCAACGCAAGAAUUCAGGGGAGAUUCAAGUGAUACCAGUGGUGUUAUCACUACCCGAUUUGACCGACACAAACGAAGUUAAUCUAGCGACUGCGUCAAUAAUGUACAAUAAUUAGAUUUUAUUUUUCUCGUAGUUUUGCGUGAAUUCAAUGCACUUGUUAAAGAUUCUCGAAUCUUUAAGUUUUUGGAUCCUAUUUGAUCUCUUUAACCGUGGAAAGGUUGGUUAUCAUGGAAUCGUACGAGUGAUGGUACGGCAGCAAAGAUGGCAUUUUGAUUUCUCUUAGAAAUCCUAUGCAAUGUAAAAAAUUGAUUUUUCUUAAAUUUUCUAUACAUGGACAUAAUUUUAUUCUAGAUGCAGGAUGUUCCGUAGGAUUUAUUUUCUUUUUUUUUUUAAAUACACAAACAUCCACACACAAACAAAUACACGAAGAAAACAUUAAUAGAAUAUUUCGUCAAGAAAAAUCAAAGAAAAUUAAUGAAAACCCAAACGAAAGGUUUUACAAAUGAAUCAUCAAUAUUGAAUAUUGGAGAUCGCAGAGUGCUAAGAAGGAAAGGAUAAAGAAGGUGAUGGAGAAGAAACUAAAAAUUUAAAAUUUUUUUAACGAAGAGAGAUAAAAGUUUUCAAAAGCAUUUAUUAUUAUUGCAGAAAAACUUGUAAAAAAGACUUGAUAAAAUGUAUGAAAUUUGAAAAUUGAUAAUUACGAAGAAGAGAUUCUUAUCGAAGGAAAAAGUGCAAAAGACUAUGUAAAAAGGAAACGAAGACUUUUGAAAGCGCUUGUUUUGUAAAAUAGCGCGAUAUACUAUGUAAUUAAACUAUCUUGUAUAAAUCAGCGAGUGUGAUACGUGCGUAUGUUGCGUGUGUUGUGACAUGAUUAAAUAAAUCAUUCUCUGUAUUACCAUAUUGAAUCAAUCUUUACAAAGAUUGUAUUGGGCGCUUCUUCACAAUGAAUCGUUUAUUCUCUAUUUGCAUUCCCUGUUUUCUGCACCUUUUUUUAGAUAUUUCUUUUAGAGUGAAAAGUUUUAAUAUCGUCAUCGUCAUAUCAUCAUUAUUAUUAUUAUUAUUUUCCGUUUUUUUUUCUUUAAUACAUUUUGAGUGCAAAAGAUGAAAAACGAAAUGUGUACGUAUCUGACGUGAUGCAAUCACAUGUAUAAAAGACCUUAUCUGUCGAAAUCACGAAAUCUGUUUUUUUUUUUUUUAGCUGCACUUACUGCCUCUUAUUUCAACAAACCUUACAUGUAUUUGUUUUCAUUAAUUUAUUUCAAGUGCAGGAAAUGCAGUUAAAAAAAUAAUUUGAAUAUUUAAUACGAUUUAAAUAUUCUCGCUACGUGUUCUUGUACUCUCUUUUUCCCUUUUCUCUAAAUCUUGAAUUUAUCUUUCUAGAUAUAUUAUUAAUUCAUUGUAAAUGCAAACAAAACAGUGUAACAUAACACGAUUAAAAAACAGACUAUGCUUUUAGUACAUUACUUAUAUACAAUGUUAAUGCUUAUAUUUUACGGAAAUAGUCGAGGUAACGAACUCAGCUUAUACCAUACAUGUUAAGUCUUGGAUAAGAUAUAAUAUAUGUGAUAAGAAAUA
Messenger RNA from Solenopsis invicta (red fire ant), 5951 nucleotides. RefSeq lists its product as uncharacterized. Gene Ontology annotation, molecular function: zinc ion binding. The transcript has 10 exons. Gene Ontology annotation, cellular component: nucleus. The coding region runs from base 325 to 4491 and encodes 1388 amino acids. NCBI's taxonomy places the organism in Eukaryota, Metazoa, Arthropoda, Insecta, Hymenoptera, Formicidae. The record is from RefSeq and is a predicted model, not a curated record.